CCCACAGUAAAGAUGGCGGACGCGUCGGGGACCGAGCUGUCAGACGAGAAAGAGGCGGACGGUGAGCGCAAAAACAAGCUCAAUCCGCCGUGGGACGGAGCGAACAAGUCGGGGAAAGUCGUCAUUUCUUCACCGCUGCCGGAGACGUUGGGCUUUUACGACAUUAGCGCUGUCAGACGAGAGAGGAGAGACCACUCGGCAGAUUCGUCGCUGAUGCGCUUCGUGUGCACAGAGCUGACCAGAGGCUACUUCCUGGAGCACAAUGAGGCCAAGUACACCGAGCGCAGGGAGCGCGUGUACACGUGUAUGCGCAUCCCCAAGGAGCUGGAGAAGUUGAUGAUCUUUGGCUUCUUCCUCUGCGUGGACGCCUUCCUCUACGUGUUCACGCUGCUGCCCCUCAGGGUGCUGCUGGCCCUGCUCCGCCUCCUCACGCUGCCGUGCUGCGGCUUCAGGGCACGCACAUGCCCCUACUGCAGAAGAAGCAGCGGGUCCAGGCUGCUGCAGCCGGCGCAGGUGUGCGACAUGCUGAAAGGCCUGAUCCUGGUGCUGUGCUUCUCCAUGAUGCACUACGUGGACUACUCCAUGAUGUACCACCUGAUCAGAGGACAGUCCGUCAUCAAGCUCUACAUCAUCUUCAACAUGCUGGAGGUGGCAGAUCGCCUCUUCUCCUCCUUCGGCCAAGACAUCCUGGACGCUCUCUACUGGACCGCCACAGAGCCCAAAGAGCGCAAGAGAGACAGCAUAGGAGUCAUCCCUCACUUCCUCAUGGCCGUCUUCUAUGUUUUCCUCCACGCCAUCCUCAUCAUGGUGCAAGCCUCCACCCUCAACGUCGCCUUCAACUCGCACAACAAGUCCCUGCUCACCAUCAUGAUGUCCAGCAACUUUGUCGAGAUCAAAGGCAGCGUGUUCAAGAAAUUUGAGAAGAACAACUUGUUCCAAAUGUCCAACAGUGACAUAAAGGAGCGCUUCACCAGCCACGUCCUCAUGCUCAUCGUUUGUCUCAGGAAUAUGGAGCAGUUCUCUUGGAACCUGGAGCACCUCUGGGUUCUGUUCCCCGACGUCUUCAUGGUCCUCACCUCUGAAGUGGCCGUGGACAUCAUCAAACACGCCUUCAUCACCAAGUUCAACGACAUCACGGCAGACGUUUACAGCGAAUACAGAGCCAGCUUGGCUUUUGAUCUUGUCAGCAGUCGACAAAAAAACGCUUGUACCGACUACAGUGACUCGGUGGCCCGCAGGAUGGGCUUCAUCCCGCUGCCUUUGGCUGUUCUGCUCAUCCGAGUGGUCAUGAGCUCAGUGAAGGUGCGAGGAGCUCUGUCCUACACCUGUGUGCUCCUCUUCUAUCUCGGGCUGCUCACGCUGAAGGUGCUGAACAGCAUCGUGCUGCUGGGGAAGUCGUGCGUUUACGUCAAGAGAGCCAACAUGGAGGGCAAGUUGUUCCAGAAGCCCCAGCAGACGACAGCGUCCUCCUCUGUCAAGACCCCCAGCAAAGCGGACCCGGCCGCAAGUACGGCGCCCUCAGGCGAUUCCAAGGUGAACCAGAGCCCAUCUACACCCCCUGUCCCACCCACCUCCUUUUCAGUGACCACUCAGCCAACACCAAGGUCGGACUUCCCCCCUCUGCCCUCUGAUCCGACCCUCUCAGCACCCCCCCAUCCACCUCCAGCUGCACCAUCGGAACCCGAGCAGCCUACUCCAUCACUCCCCAAACAGGAGGAGGAGGAGGAAGAGGAGGAAGCUGUAGAGGAGGAGGGGCGGGACCCCUCUGCUGCCAAGCAUCGGGCUCCUAAGAAGGACUUGCUGGAGAUCGACCGCUUCACCAUCUGCGGCAACCGCAUCAACUGACUGGAUUCAGGAAGGACAAGUAUUUAUUUACGGUAAGUUAGCGGAAGCACCGACGCACAUCCUGCCGCUCGUCCCAGAAGAUUCCUCGACAGGAAGUUUGGGCGAGAUGAUAAUAAGAGCGUCGCACGACGAACUCUAGUGUGAGCGUGCAGGUGUCAGGAUGCGGCGCCAGUGUGGAGGCGUGACAGCGAGUGAAGGUGAGAGCACAUCAGCACUUCCUGUUUGAGCGGCAGAGGACACGUGUGAAUUUGAGCUUUUCGAGGUACAAAACUGAAGGAUCCUCCACAGAAAUGACUUGGGACACACACAGGUUCAUUGUACACCCGAGGUAAAUGCUUCCUGUCCAUGUACGAACAGGUAGACCAUGUCACCUUAAGGAGGUAGACCAUGUCACCUUAAAGGGGUAGACCAUGUCACCUUAAAGGGGUAGACCAUGUCACCUUAAAGGGGUAGACCAUGUCACCUUAAAGGGGUAGACCAUGUCACCUUAAGGAGGUAGACCAUGUCACCUUAAGGAGGUAGACCCUGUCACCUUAAGGAGGUAGACCCUGUCACCUUAAGGAGAUAGACCCUGUCACCUUAAGGAGGUAGACCCUGUCACCUUAAGGAGGUAGACCGUGUCAGCUUAAAGGGGUAGACCGUGUCACCUUAAGGAGGUAGACCGUGUCACCUUAAGGAGGUAGACCCUGUCACCUUAAGGAGGUAGACCACCUUAAAGGGGUAGACCAUGUCACCUUAAGGAGGUAGACCAUGUCACCUUAAGGAGGUAGACCAUGUCACCUUAAAGGGGUAGACCAUGUCACCUUAAAGGGGUAGACCAUGUCACCUUAAAGGGGUAGACCACCUUAAAGGGGUUGACCACCUUAAAGGGGUAGACCAUGUCACCUUAAGGAGGUAGACCAUGUCACCUUAAGGAGGUAGACCAUGUCACCUUAAAGGGGUAGACCACCUUAAAGGGGUUAGACCAUGUCACCUUAAGGAGGUAGACCAUGUCACCUUAAAGGGGUAGACCAUGUCACCUUAAAGGGGUAGACCACCUUAAAGGGGUUGACCACCUUAAAGGGGUAGACCAUGUCACCUUAAGGAGGUAGACCCUGUCACCUUAAGGAGGUAGACCCUGUCACCUUAAGGAGGUAAGGUAGACCCUGUCACCUUAAGGAGGUAAGGUAGACCCUGUCACCUUAAAGGGGUAGACCAUGUCACCUUAAAGGGGUAGACCAUGUCACCUUAAGGAGGUAGACCUUGUCACCUUAAGGAGGUAGACCCUGUCAACUCAAUGGGGUAGACCAUGUCACCUCAAGGAGGUAGACCAUGUCACCUUAAGGAGGUAGACCCUGUCACCUUAAAGGGGUAGACCACGUCCCCUUUGGACCACUGAAGAUAACGACAAUGUGGGCACACUCGUGUAGCAAAACGACCAUUUCCCAGUUGAGUUGCCACAGCUGCAAAUAUCCGUCGACUGAUUUAGCCUAUCAGACUUUCAGCGAAUGGACAAAAGUCUUGGGACACCUCAGCCAAUUAUUUCAUCUUAGCAGCACAUUUUAGACGAUGGUACGCUUCCAAGAGUUUAGGAAAGCCCUUCUCUGUUGAAAGCAAGAACAUUCAGGGUGUGCUUGGAUGAGUAUGGUAGGGAAGAAAUGGAGAAAUUGACGCACAACAACAUCUCGCUCGCAUUAGAAUGAGUCCCAAUACUUUUGCCCAUUUUCCCUGAUGGACCAAAUUGUCUUAAAUCAGCGUUUUCUUUCUUCUUCUAAUGUUUACAUGCUUUGAUAGUAACAGUGAUUUCACAAUGAAAGCCUUUUUUUAUUGUAAUGAAAUGAAGAAAAGAUCUACUGAACAUUAUCAUAGUAUGAUAUCAUUGUGUGUGAGAUGAUAUCAUACUUGAGGUGAGUUUUGCAAUUUGCAGAAUGAAAAGUUUGAUUGAAGACGUGACUUAUCAGGUGUAAUCAUCUGGCAUAUUGAUUAGCUUCAUUAUUUAAGGCAGUAAUACUGCCCUGUUGGGGGCUGGGGGGGGGUCAUACACAGAGUUUAUGGACAAUAAAUGCCUUUUAUAUUGUUUACUGUCAAUGGAAUAAUAAUGUGUGGGAAAUAAUUUUUAUUUCAUGAACAUAUUUUUCAUCAGAAAUAGAUGGCGUGCACUAUGGUCAGCAUAUUGUUGGAAAUAAUAAAAAAACAAACAUCA
Doryrhamphus excisus (bluestripe pipefish) is the source of this 4027-nucleotide messenger RNA. RefSeq names its product transmembrane anterior posterior transformation 1a (gene tapt1a). NCBI's taxonomy places the organism in Eukaryota, Metazoa, Chordata, Actinopteri, Syngnathiformes, Syngnathidae. The record is from RefSeq and is a predicted model, not a curated record. Gene Ontology annotation, biological process: positive regulation of cilium assembly. Gene Ontology annotation, cellular component: endoplasmic reticulum membrane; ciliary basal body.